Molecule: messenger RNA, 842 nt
Organism: Leptopilina heterotoma
Lineage: Eukaryota; Metazoa; Arthropoda; Insecta; Hymenoptera; Figitidae
Exons: 2
Coding region: 1-594 (197 amino acids)
Source: RefSeq, a predicted model, not a curated record
AUGAAUAAUAAUUUAUUUCUUACAGGCAAUGAGCACAUAAGAGUCUGCACGUCUAUACCGGGUUGUCUUUUUUCGACUAUAUGUCUUAAAAUAUUGGAAGUCAACUUUUUUCCAAGAUCAAUUACGGUCUGCCCACAAAUGAAUGUAAGUUCCAAAUCACGGAAAUGGCAGAUUUCGUACACAUGUAUCAGCAUUAAUACUCUAAACACAACAUUACCACCAGGAAUGGUUAUGUCGGGAAUUACUACUUUAAGACCACUAAUUCAAAGCGGAGGAGUUCCUGCAGGACAGAUUGGACAACCUAGACCAGCAGGAAUGUUAAUUGGUCAGAUGGGAUUAGCCAGACCGCCAGGAAUGAUAAUUCUUUCAAGUCCAAUGAGUUUAGGAACUGUGAGACCUUUAUUACAAACUACGGGAAUGUUAGCUGGACAAAUGGGACAGGUGAGACCGUUAGGAAUGAUGACUUUAAGACCAGUAGUACCAACUGGAGUAUCGGUAGGACCAAUUGCAUUACCUAGCCCGCCAGGUACGGUAAUGAUAGGAAUAAAUCCAUUAUUGCAAACAACAAGGAUAGUGCCUGUACAGGUGGGGUAGGUAAUAGCAUUAGAAUUAAUUGCAAAUGUAAGAACAUUGAAACGACUAGUGGAACAUUAGCGAUACAAAUGGCCCGAAAUGGUCAUGUUUUUAACAGGUUCAAUAAUUCUUAUGACAUUCACAAUACAGAUUAUUUCCUUAACCUUAUAAGAAUAAGAAUUAAUUAACAAUAAGAAUUAAUUCUACAAAAGAUGAAUAUAUCUAAACAAAAAAUACCUGCACGCGUAACCCAAGAAAUUUAUAUAUGU